GCAGGUCCAUCAGCACAUCGCACCGCCUCCCCUUGACUCACUGACCCCGAAUGAUCAGUGCUUCCAGUGCCUGCCGCUCGUGACCGCGCCAUGGGCGCUCCCAUCGACCAUGCGCGCUGUUUCCUCUCUAUCGCCGUGUCGGACGGCCCAAGGGUUAUCUACUUGCGAUCCAGCACGCAAGGGCAGUGCAGGAAGUACCCGAUCAUGCCCUCAUCACCGAACGCGCUGGCACUUCCCCUCCCCGUUCAGGCGACCGGAACGCCAACGACAGCCUCAAAAUGGUCAACAUCGACGCGUCUGCCGCUUAUCUUCGACCUGACCUCGGUACUGCGCGCAGUGGGGAGGUUGAAGGGCGCUACGCCGACGAGCACGGAGUCGGCAAGACGAAGAGGGAACGAUAGGCUGCCGGUCGCACCGGCCGAUCACACGACGCGCCCUUCCUUUGGGCAGAUCCUCGACGAGGCGGCGGCGCUGCACAUCCCCCGCGUCCGAUCGCCGUCCCCCGCAUCCCCCAUCGAGCUGGUCUCGCGUACACCAACUUCCAGCCAACCGUCGCCAUCCUCUCCUCCCGCGUCCCAUUUCCCAUCUGCCUCUCCCCCACGUACCAUCACCCCACCCGCCACAUCACCUUCCACCUCAACCCAUCCACGAACAACCUCCCCACCUCCCAAGAGUACCUCACCCCCCACCCACCCCUGGAUCGCCUCCGCCCCCUCCCUCGCCCCACCCGCCCGCUUCCACCGCACCCCGCACAUCACUGCCGCGCUCCGGCUGCACCGCAGCCGCACCUCCUUCGCCGACGUCUCCGCGCACGUCACGCAGAUCAGCGAGUGGGGGCGCGCCGGCGGCGGGUACUGCGACGUGCACACGGGCGUGCUGGACGGGGUGGGGCUGGUCGCGCUCAAGAAGCUUAGGAUGCAUGUGGGCGUGGAUGGUGGGCGGGCGGAGAAGCGCUUCCGGCACGAAGCCGACACCUGGUGCCGCCUCGACCACCGGCACGUCCUGCCCUUCUUCGGGCUCUGCGUCGACGGGCCGACGCUGUACAUGUGCAGCCCCUGGCAGGACCGCGGCGACCUCCCGCACUACCUCAGGGAGCGACCCGACGUGGAUAGGCUGGUGUUGAUAACCCAGACCGCGGACGCGCUGCACUAUCUGCACGCCAACGGCAUCGUCCACGGGGACAUCAAAGGCAAGAACGUGCUCAUCUCCUCCACCGGCGACGCCCUCCUUUGCGACUUCGGCCUCGCCAUCGUCCUCUCCGACCUCGCAGUCCUCUCGGGCAAUCCGUCCGACCUGAAUGGCGUGGGCACGGGGCGGUAUAUGGCGCCCGAGUUGUUUGCGCUCACCGGUGAUCAUGAGGGGGAUGGGGAGGGUGAGGGCGAUGUGGCGAAGACGAUGGCGAGCGACGUGUUUGCGUUUGGGAUGUUGGUGGCGGAGAUAAUCACCGGCCACGUCCCCAUGCACCACCUCCGCUACGACAUGGCCGUCCUCUUCGCCGUCGCGCAGGGCAAGCGGCCGCACCGACCCACCGCCUGGCGCGAUACGCACGAGGAGGUGCUGUGGCUGCUCGCCGAGCGCUGCUGGGACGCGGACCCGAAGAAGCGGCCGGCGAGUAAGGAUAUUCAUGACUUUUUGCGGUGGUAUGUGCCGGUUAGUAGGGGGGAGGAGGUCGACGCCGAGACGGAACCUCUAUUAUGGGCACACAUUGCUCCGCACGUACGGGAAAAGGAACGUGUUACGCCCUUGCCGACAACGGCGCGGCAUAACUCCUCGUCCUCGACUCAGACGCCGCGAGAGACGGAGGAUAGGCUGCGCAAAACGUUGAUGAGGGAUACGCAAUUCGUGCGGCUGAGGCGCGCACUGGUGGGCUUGAUCGUGCUCGACUUGGCGAUCGCUUUGCUCGCCGUUGUUCAGCUUGUCAUCACCGGCUUGUUAUAUUCCAGCGCUCCACCUGCGCUUCACGACAUCUGGCCGCUCGCCUUUACCGCAUCAGGAUGGACGGUGCUCACCUACGCCCCGCUCUUCGCCUUCCAGCUGAUCGCGCUCGUUUUCUUGCGCGGAUUCCGGCUCUCGAGGCUCUUCACCAUACGCGCGCGGCUGGCGUAUGCGAUCGUGGCGUGUGCGCUGUUGGUGGCGGAUGCGGGACUCUUCACCAGUCAGAGGAGGCACGGAGAUGGGAAGGAUAUGAGUGCGGAUGGAGUCAACCUGCUCGUCGUACAUGAAGCGCUCGCCUGGUCCCUCGCUGCGCUGACAGGCUUGGACGCGGGGUGUCAGGCGCUGAGGAUGUGGGGCGUCUUGUUGGCCGUGCCGAGCUCGACGGAGACGGCCUUGUCGCGCAGCUAUGUGCUUAGUGCAUGAGCUAACUUCGUACGCGCACCGCCGAUAUCAUCAGCUACGGUCGACCUGUCUGCGACAGGCCGAAUCAGCCUCGACUUCGCUGGUAUGGGUGAAGUGUAUGGAUGUUGAUGGUCCCUUUGACGAGGGAUUGUGGCAUCCGUUGUACUAAUAUGAAAUCUUGUAGUAGUACUGCUGACUGUUGUACUUGUAGAUUGCGUUCGUCAGACAGAUGAUUUCAUGACCUCUGCUACGACGUCAGCCGAGGGGCACUAUCUCAUGUUGUUUCCUAUGACCUGGAGGCGA
Molecule: messenger RNA, 2640 nt
Organism: Schizophyllum commune H4-8
Lineage: Eukaryota; Fungi; Basidiomycota; Agaricomycetes; Agaricales; Schizophyllaceae
Product: kinase-like protein
Exons: 10
Coding region: 91-2358 (755 amino acids)
Biological process (GO): protein phosphorylation
Molecular function (GO): ATP binding; protein kinase activity
Source: RefSeq, a predicted model, not a curated record